Messenger RNA from Candidula unifasciata, 537 nucleotides. NCBI's taxonomy places the organism in Eukaryota, Metazoa, Mollusca, Gastropoda, Stylommatophora, Geomitridae. The record is from the annotation of a GenBank genome assembly.
AUGCAGUCAAGCACAUUUUCUUCGCUUUUAAAAAUGUCAUCUAUAAGCCUGAAUGGUUUUAGCACAGAAGAUGACAGUCAUUCUAACCGUGACCAAGUGUGUUGUCUCAUAGACAGUAAUGGGAAAUGUCCAAGGCAAGCUGGCAAUGCCAGUUACAACAAGCGUAUUCAAAACCAAGCACGGAAGUUAAAGUUAACUAGAGAUGAGAAGAGCUCACACAUCUACAUCUGUGACUAUCACAAGACUCAGAUACAGAAUCUGAGGACAAAACGGAAGCGUAAAGACAGUGAAGAUGAUCAGAUGCAGUGUGGAGCUGAAGAAAUCAUGGAAAUUGAUUUCUACCAGAUGCCAGUUAACACACUGAGACGGUACAAGAGAUAUUACAAACUGCCCACUCGACCAGGACUGAGCAAGGCUCAGUUGGCUGAUGCAGUGGCUAGUCACUUCAAGACCAUCCCUGUGAUGGAGAAGGAGACAUUACAGUUGUUUUUCUACACCGCCAAAGCAAAGAAGUUCGACAAUAAGGACUCAUCUUAG